Molecule: messenger RNA, 573 nt
Organism: Abrus precatorius (Indian licorice)
Lineage: Eukaryota; Viridiplantae; Streptophyta; Magnoliopsida; Fabales; Fabaceae
Product: protein NDR1-like
Exons: 1
Coding region: 1-573 (190 amino acids)
Biological process (GO): defense response to other organism
Source: RefSeq, a predicted model, not a curated record
AUGUGUGAACUCAAAAAUCCUUACAUAUGGCUGUUGCAAUUUAUAGGUCUCUUGGGCCUUAUUGUCCUGUGUCUAUGGCUGUCCUUGCGACCCAAGAGCCCCUCCUACGCUGUUGUGCUCCUCUCCAUAGAACGGCCCUCUAACUCAAAUGAAAACGGCACCAUUGUUUGCAGCCUUGAAAUAGAGAACCCAAACAAGGACUCAAGCAUUUACUAUGAUGACAUAUUAUUAAGUUUCUUAUAUGGGCAGCAGGAUGAUGAGGUUGGGAGGACAACUAUAAGCUCAUUCCAUCAAAAAGGUCAGAACACCCGAGAGGUAUAUCAAAUUGUUAAUGGCAAGCCUCGACCGUUCAAACCCCUCAUAAAUGCCAUCUCAAACUCAACCGCAGAGUUGAAAGUUGCUUUGGUGACAAGAUUUCGAUACAAGACAUGGGGAAUUAAGAGCAAGUUUCAUGGGUUAAACCUUAGAGGCAUUCUACCAAUUGAUUCCGACGGGAAGCUUUCACGUAAGAAGAAAAAGUAUCCACUCAGUGGUAAUUCCAAAAAACUAACAAGGUCCAAAAUAAAACCCUGA